AUGAAUGAGACGAAUGUGGUUGCGAAGUCGGAGUCGGAUGAGGAAGAAAAUAUUGCACAAAGGCGAAGGCGAAGGGGCCCUAGGGAUAACCUUAACCCAUAUCAGAGGAGGAUGUUGAGGAUGGGUCAAGGCGGUGUUAAUGCUGAGGUUGGUGGGCAAAAAGGGGAAAGAAGUGGUGAUGUUGGUGAUGGAGGAAGUGAGGAACAUGGAUAUGUUGGUGGGAAGGGAGUUGGAGGAAGUGAGGAGGAGCAUGAAAAUGAAGAGGGAGAUGGGCAGGAGGAGGAGGAGCAGGGAGCUAGGGUGGAGGAAGAAGAGGAGAGGCAGGAAGAAGGAGAGAGGGUGGAGGGGCAGCAAGAAGGGGAGAGGCAGGAAGAAGAAGGAGAGAGGGUGGAGGGGCGGGAAGAAGAGGAGAGGCAGGGAGAAGAAGGAGAGAGGGUGGAGGGGCAGCAAGAAGGUGGAGAGAGGCUAGAAGGGCAGCAAGAAGAAGGAGAGAGGGUGGAGGGGCAGCAAGAAGGGGGAGAGAGGGUGGAGGGGCAGCAAGAGGGGGAGAGGCAGGAAGAAGAAGGAGAGAGGGUGGAGGGGCUAGAAGAAGAGGAGAGGUUAACCGUUGGGUUAGGUGAUGACACAUUCGAUGAGAUAAACAAGUCAAGAUAUGAGUGGGCGUCGUGUACGUUUAAGUCGAGGCGGAUUGAUAGUCAUGAGAAACUUGGUGACAACAUAAGUGGUGAUAAGAGUUGCCAUGGUAAUGAGGAGGUUUCGGGAUCGGUGUCACAAACAACAGAGUUGUCACAAACAUCGGUAGGGAGUAAAGGUAAUAAGAGUAGGAGUAGGAAGCGUAGGUGUACGAGGCCAAGUGUGAAGUUAAGGGAAAAGGACUUCGUGGUUGAGAUGGUACCGAGGUCGUACCCGAACUACAUGGCGAGAAUAUUGAGACUUGUAGCUGAGUAUGACACGUUCGAGGCUCAGGAUCACCAUCCUGAAUCUUUGGUGUUGGUGAAAUGUGGUGAUUACACAGCAUCAUUGAGCGACUGUUAUACAGUUCUAAAUCCGAAUGUGGAAUUGGCUACAAAAUAUGUUAGUGUUGUUGGAGCUAUGUACACACGAUUGUGGGCAAAGAAAUUGUUGAUGCAAGCUUAUGAUACUUGA
Molecule: messenger RNA, 1146 nt
Organism: Beta vulgaris subsp. vulgaris (sugar beet)
Lineage: Eukaryota; Viridiplantae; Streptophyta; Magnoliopsida; Caryophyllales; Amaranthaceae
Exons: 4
Coding region: 1-1146 (381 amino acids)
Source: RefSeq, a predicted model, not a curated record